CCCCAGUUUAAGCGAAAACAAAAUUUUGUGCGCCUAUACAUAUACCAAGAAUCUACUCUCUCCUUCACACGCGCGCGGGCAGACCAAAAUCCUCGCUCUGUGGCUACAAACCCCCUCCAAGAUUUCCUUUGUUAACUUCACUAUCCCUCUCAGUCCCAGCCAUAAUCUCCAAAAAUCCUCAUACCCUCUCUUCUCUUUGUCUCUAUUUCUUACUUCAUAUAUGACUUGUUCUCUUCUGUGUAUUAUUAUUAUUUUCCAGGCGUUUUAGACAAACCCAAUUUGCUCUAACACAACAAUAAUUGACCACCAUGGUUUGAUCACCAUUUCAAUUUCAUCAGUACCUCUCUGCAACUCAAAGUUCAACCAUGCAUAGCCCUUCAAUAACAACAACCCAAGAACCCAGUCCUGUCUACGACCUUGUAUCCCAAUUGGGUCGCUUUGCCUUCAGUUCAAGGUUUCAGAACCAGGGCUCAGAUGGGCACUCUUCGUUUUUAUCUAAUUUCUUGUACUUUGAUGGCUUUGGGGGUUCAGUUUCCGGGAAAAAGCCCAAGGUUGGUGCUUCAGCUUCACUGAGUUUGACCAGUAGAGGCAGUUCAAGCAUUCGGAGAAUUGUGACCGAGUUUAAUAGAGCAAUUAGGUUCCAUUGUGACAAAUUCCCAAUUGGGUUUGCUUCAGUUCAGACUGGCUAUGGGGAUAACAAUGGAUCGGAUAAUGGUGUUGGGGACAAUAACAAUGUCUUGAUAGAAGAAGGGGGUGGUGCUAACGAUCAUGGGAUAGCUUUGAAUGGUGUGGGGGCAGAGAGCCCCAAAAAGGUGCUGAUUUUGAUGAGCGACACCGGUGGCGGUCACCGAGCUUCUGCAGAAGCUAUCAAGGCAGCGUUUAAUGAGGAAUUUGGGGAUGAAUAUCAGGUGUUUGUUACUGACUUAUGGUCGGAUCAUACGCCUUGGCCAUUUAAUCAACUUCCCAGGAGCUAUAAUUUCUUGGUGAAACAUGGGCCAUUAUGGAAGAUGACAUAUUAUGGGACUGCUCCACGUCUGGUGCAUCAAUCUAAUUUUGCGGCAACUUCUACAUUUAUAGCUCGGGAGGUUGCCAAAGGAUUGAUGAAAUACCAGCCGGAUAUUAUUAUCAGCGUGCACCCACUGAUGCAACAUGUACCACUUCGUGUCUUAAGGGGAAGGGGUCUAUUGAAGAAAAUAGUUUUUACCACAGUCGUCACAGAUUUAAGCACUUGCCAUCCUACAUGGUUUCAUAAGCUUGUAACAAGAUGUUAUUGUCCUACAACUGAAGUUGCAAAGAGGGCAUUGAAAGCUGGACUCCAGCCUUCCCAAAUCAAGGUUUAUGGCCUCCCCGUACGCCCUUCCUUUGUCAAGCCUGUGCGACCGAAGGCUGAACUCCGGAGAGAAUUAGGAAUGGAGGAGGAUCUUCCUGCUGUGUUGCUGAUGGGGGGAGGAGAAGGAAUGGGUCCUAUUGAGGCUACAGCUCGGGCACUUGGGGAUGCAUUAUAUGAAGGCCUGAUUCUGUGUUCAAGAUUGUUCAUGAUCUUCACGAGCUGGUUCGACAACGAAGCCUUGUACCCCAAUUAUCAUGUACAACUUAACCCUUUUUCCCCCAGCCAAUUUUGUUUACUAGUCCUCUAAUUCGGCAAAAUGCACGCUUUUCUGCCCCCCUCAUUUCAUUGCCUUGUUAUAAUUGUGUUUCAAAUAUAAUAAAUAAUAAUAAAAGUUGUCUA
Molecule: messenger RNA, 1729 nt
Organism: Prunus avium (sweet cherry)
Lineage: Eukaryota; Viridiplantae; Streptophyta; Magnoliopsida; Rosales; Rosaceae
Source: RefSeq, a predicted model, not a curated record